This is a messenger RNA of Momordica charantia (bitter melon), 897 nucleotides long. RefSeq lists its product as uncharacterized. NCBI's taxonomy places the organism in Eukaryota, Viridiplantae, Streptophyta, Magnoliopsida, Cucurbitales, Cucurbitaceae. The record is from RefSeq and is a predicted model, not a curated record.
AUGAAUAUGACACUUAAGAUCAACCAAGACGACUGGUUCCCAGCCGCGCUGUCAAAUCUCGCUCACGUAGGGAAAACCUCUUCUCGUCUUAAGGCUAGGUUAACUCCCUCUCAGUUAGACAUGUUUAGUCAAACAUGUUUUGGUCCGAUUUUAGGGAUGAACGUUGUAUUUAACGGUCCGUUGCUCCAUCACCUGUUGCUUAGAGAGGUAGAGGAACCUAAAGACGACCUCAUUAGCUUUAACCUAUUCGGGAAUAGGGUCUCUUUUGGGAAGCGGGAGUUCGACCUAAUAACCGGUCUUAGACACACCAUGAAUAGGGUAGAUGAGGAUGUUCGUAACCGGAGACUUAGAAUUCUGUAUUUUCAAGACAAGGCGAGUGUGAAGUGUUCGGAGUUGGAGAAAAUUUUUUUAGAACACACAUUCGAAAAUGACGAGGACGCUGUGAAGAUUGCUAUAGUGUACUUCAUAGAGCUUGCCAUGAUGGGCAAGGAAAGGAAGCUGAAAAUGGACACGAGCCUCCUUGGGAUUGUGGAUCGGUGGGAAGUUUUCUGUAAUUAUGACUGGAGUUCAAUGAUUUUUGAAAGAACUCUCUGGAGCUUGAAGAACGCUCUGAAGGACAAGGUCGAGRCGUACAAACAGAAGGUCGCUAUGGACUCGAGCCAUGUUGAGACGUAUAGCUUGUAUGKGUUUCCAUACGCUUUUCAGGUUUGGGCAUACGAGACAAUAUCAACCUUGUCGACUCGAGUAGCAUUGAGGCUGAAUGACGAUGCUAUUCCUCGUCUACUUAGAUGGUCCUGCACCUAUUCGCGUGCUUUUAAUGUUUUGGAGCGAGAGGUCUUCGAGAACGUCAAGUCGAAGGUUGUAGUUCGUUUGGAGGCGACUGAUGUCGAACGAUAG